UAUAUACAUAUUCUAUUCAUAUUCCCACCCACCUUUUUACUAUACCACCAUUGAUCCAUCUAUAUAACAAUAAACUGUGUCAAACAUUUGAAAUGCUCUCACACAUACUUCUUGAUCCAACUUUUCUGAUAACAAAAUAUGAUGACAGAUCAUCAGAGAAUUCACCCUGCUAGUGAUUUGGAGUCACAAACCAAACCUACAGUUCCUUUGAUUCCUAGAAACACUUCAAAAUCCGAUCGACGCAGUCCCUCAUAUCCACCUCUUCCGAAACGCCACUUUCCAGUUAGACAUACUCAUCCACCAAAGAAGAAAAGAAGUUGCUGCUGCAGGUUUUUUUGUUGUACCUUCACCAUAUUGCUGAUUCUUAUAAUUGCAAUUGGCAUCACUGUUGGGGCACUCUACCUUGCUUUUAGGCCAAAACUUCCCAAAUACUCAGUCGACAGACUCAGAAUAACACAGUUCAAUCUUUCCGACGACAACAGUCUCUUUGUUACUUUCAAUGUAACAGUAACUGCAAGAAACCCAAACAAAAAGAUUGGAAUAUACUAUGUAAGUGGAAGCCAUAUAAGUGCUUGGUAUAAAGAAACAGGACUGUGUGAAGGGUCUCUGCCGAAAUUCUAUCAAGGUCAUCGGAAUACAACCGUGCUUAACCUGCCUUUAACAGGUCAAACACAAGAUGCAACUGGUUUAUUUAAUACGUUGCAGCAGCAGCUUCAAGAAGCAGGUAAUAUACCACUUGAUAUUAAGGUUAAUCAGAAUGUGAGGGUUAAACUUGGUAAGUUGAAGAUCUUUAGAGUCAAGUUUCGUGUUAGGUGCAGCCUUCAGGUGGAUAGCCUUGGUGCUGAUAAUGAUAUUAGUAUUUCAGAUAGUAGAUGUAAGUUCAGGCUCAGGCUAUGAUUUCAUUUGUAUUAUAGUUGUAAUAUUAAUAUUAAUAUUUGUUUGGAUCGUUUUUGGUACUUUUUUUAUGAUGAUUUAGUUUUUUAUAAUAAAGGGAUGGAGGAUUAGGUGUUCGAUCAGCCCUUUGAGAUGCAUACUGUUCUUCUUGUACUUUGAUUCUAUUCUUUGAGCCACUUCUCGCUCAAAUUAUGUAUAGCUAUAUGAUAUAUAUUAUUUGUUCAAUCGCAA
Medicago truncatula (barrel medic) is the source of this 1125-nucleotide messenger RNA. RefSeq names its product NDR1/HIN1-like protein 6. Gene Ontology annotation, cellular component: plasma membrane. The record is from RefSeq and is a predicted model, not a curated record. NCBI's taxonomy places the organism in Eukaryota, Viridiplantae, Streptophyta, Magnoliopsida, Fabales, Fabaceae. Bases 139 to 897 code for a protein of 252 amino acids. Gene Ontology annotation, biological process: defense response to other organism. The transcript has a single exon.